UCUUUUUUUCUUUAAUCCUUUUGCCAAUUAAACAAUAUCUGUGUAUUGCGCAGGUCAGCGUCCCGGCGAUCAAGGAAAAAUUCUGUUUCAGAUUAUAGAGUUGGAUUGCAGAUAACCGUUAAUAGAAGUAAAAAGAUGAAAUGUCCGUACUGCCCGGCGGCGCAGGCGAGGUGCGCCACGUCAACGAGCGGCCGGUCAAUAUUGGAGUGUACAUCCUGCGGGAGAGUGGUGGAAGAACGUCAAUUCCAACAAUACCACGUUUUCCAUAAUAGGGCACAAGACAACCCUCUAAGCCUGGUGACUUCGGAUCUCCCAAUCAUCCAGCCCCAAGGAGAAGGAGACGACGAGGACCCGUUUGAGCCCACGGGCUUCAUCACUGUUUUCUCCACUUGGUCUCUUGAACCCAAUCCUCUCUCCCUCCGUUCCUCUCUCUCAUUUUCAGGGCACCUCGCUGAGCUUGAACGAACCCUUGAAUUAACUGCCUCAGCGUCGAACUCGAAUUCGUCCACUGUGGUUGUCGAUAAUCUGAGAGCUUAUAUGCAGAUUAUCGAUGUGGCUUCGAUCUUGGGGUUGGAUUGUGAUAUUUCUGAUCAUGCGUUUCAGUUGUUUAGAGACUGCUGCUCCGCUACUUGCUUGAGGAACCGCAGCGUUGAAGCUCUUGCCACUGCUGCUCUUGUUCAGGCUAUUAGAGAGGCCCAGGAGCCCAGAACCCUUCAGGAAAUCUCAAUUGCUGCCAAUGUUCCUCAGAAGGAGAUUGGAAAGUACAUUAAGAUACUGGGAGAAGCUCUGCAGCUGAGUCAGCCCAUUAAUAGCAAUUCCAUUUCAGUUCAUAUGCCUAGAUUCUGCACCCUCCUCCAAUUAAACAAAUCGGCUCAGGAAUUGGCGACUCAUAUUGGAGAAGUAGUUAUCAACAAAUGCUUCUGUACUCGCAGGAAUCCCAUUAGCAUCUCUGCAGCUGCUAUAUAUUUGGCAUGCCAAUUAGAAGACAAGCGAAAGACGCAGGCAGAAAUUUGUAAGGUGACAGGUCUGACUGAGGUCACCCUCAGAAAAGUCUACAAGGAACUGUUGGAAAACUGGGAUGAUCUACUUCCAUCAAAUUAUACUCCUGCUGUCCCUCCUGAGAAAGCAUUUCCUACUACAGUGAUCACCUCAGGCCGUUCAUCUGCACCUAGAGUUGAUCCGGUUGAAGUAACAUCUCCCCCUGUGGACAAAGACAAACAGCCAGAUAACAAAUCAAACAAAACAAACAAUGUGUUGGCCAGGGCCAAAGAGGACAUUGAAAGCAAUGGUAAUUCUCGGGGGAGCCGUGGCCCAGCAUGGCAGAAUUUCAGGCAGCCGUGGCUUCAGUUUGGAGCUUCUGGGGUGACAACAUCAGGGGAGAAAAAUCUGAAUGGGAACGAAUUGCAGGGUAGCUGUCAAGAGUUUGAAGAGAAGGUAGAUAAGCAGAUAAUAGAAAAAGAGUUGACAGGUGCAUCGAGGCCAAACCAAUUUUCAAACCCUCCAGCUUCAGGAAUGAGUACUAUCAGCAUCACCUGGCCUUUUCGGUCAGCACCUGCAUCAGGACCUUCUCCAAUUGUACAGCCACCACCCAAGUUAGCACCAGGUUAUGCUGAGCUUAAAGGUAUUAGCAUUCAGAAUGGUAGUAGUAAUAAUGCUAACACGGAGAAGUAGCAUGUGUAAGCUCAAGCGCGCUUUUGUGUCGUAAAUUCUUGGAAAAAAUACCUAAAAAAUUGUAGCAGUAACUCUCUAAUUAUGUUCUUGCAGUUAUCGCUAAAUUGAAUUCUCCAAUUAUUAUCUUAUGAACGAACCUUAACGUUCUCAAAA
Molecule: messenger RNA, 1824 nt
Organism: Ricinus communis (castor bean)
Lineage: Eukaryota; Viridiplantae; Streptophyta; Magnoliopsida; Malpighiales; Euphorbiaceae
Product: plant-specific TFIIB-related protein 1
Exons: 3
Coding region: 136-1671 (511 amino acids)
Biological process (GO): transcription preinitiation complex assembly; DNA-templated transcription initiation
Cellular component (GO): transcription preinitiation complex; nucleus
Molecular function (GO): TBP-class protein binding
Source: RefSeq, a predicted model, not a curated record